Diatraea saccharalis (sugarcane borer) is the source of this 916-nucleotide messenger RNA. Lineage: Eukaryota; Metazoa; Arthropoda; Insecta; Lepidoptera; Crambidae. The record is from the annotation of a GenBank genome assembly.
AUGAAGAUGACGUGACGGCGUCUGCUUAUUCUGGGUGACUCGUUAUGAGACACUAUGGUGAGCGCGGUCGUUUUCUGCAUCGCUGUAUUAGCUAUACUCGAUUCCGGACAAUGCGUGUCAUCGAAAAUAGAUUUCGAGGAAGAGGAAACAUCGAUAGUAGCCAAUGCGACGAAAGUGGAGGAUGAAGACCUGGAAGUCAAACACACUAUUGUGGUGUCAACGAAAUUGAGGAACAACAAUCGGAGAGGGCUGCACAACCGUGGUGAUGGUGAAGGUGGUACCUUAACCUAUCGUGUCGGUAAUCGCAAUGGGGAUGACAGUAGCGAGGUACCGAUAGUGAAGGGUUACAAAGCUUUAGAUACAACAGAAAUAAGAACUCCUGACUCUAGACAUAAAGCUCAAAUUUAUCCUGAAUCUGUUUUGGUCAGUCGCAACAUCCGGGAUGAAUACGACUACUAUCCUAAUGUAGCUCUUAAUCCAACGCAAUGGAAGCCAUCCAACUUUUACAAUAAUAUCAAUUGGUGGCAACAAGACAAUCGCGAAACUUUUGAGAGAAGAAAUUUCAGACCCAAUAAUCAAGGAAAACUAAACAGAAAAAUAACAGAUGACGCUAUAAAAGACUUCUAUUGUAAGAAAUGCAGAGAACUGAUUAUUGGACAGAGAGGGAAAGGUUGCAUUCAAGAAAGAAGCAAUCCUUGGGUUCAUGAAUCUACAACGGCGAAGAUAAAACUUGACGGCAAAUUGGCAAAAUUAAACUAAUUGGUCUGCUGUAUUGUUUUUGUUCAUACCGUGACCAUAAUUCUUAAAACAAAAACUCAUCUUUGAUGCUAUCGCAUUAACCUUGACGCUGAGAUGCACGGGUCGAUUUGUAUCUCAAACAGUUUGUUUAUAAUAACGAAUCAUUAAGGACAUAGUA